AUAAUUAGCGAUAACUGGAUUUGACCAGUGGACAGGAUAACUCAUGAUUCUCAUCCAGAAGAACCUUUCUUCCUUCGUCAGUUUUGAGCAUCAAGAUUUUGGAAAUGCACAUGUGUUUAAUUGUACUGCAUGUAACAUUACCAAUAGCAGCUCUUAAAGUGCAAGAGACAAAGGUGAAUUAUUGUACUCCUACUUUGAAAAUGACAACAGUACAUAAUCUGUUCUGAAUAUUAGAUUUAUACAUCAGCAAUGAAAUCUGGUUGUAGUCCUUCAAGUUAUUGUACUUCAUUUUUAACAGAUUUAUUGGAUAAUCAUUUGUAAACAAUUUCGCGGCAAGAGUCGUCAGUUGUACGUAUUGUCAUUACAGAACAAGGUUAUGCAUCAUUCUUGUAUGUCAUUAUGUAUUCACUGAAAAUAUAAGGUUGGUAUAUUUUAAAGUGGCUCUGUUUGAAUGAAGAAGUGUUUAAAGCAGUGAUACAGGGAAGUUUUGGUAUUACAACCUCUAUAAAAUUCACAAGCAGAAUCUUUAAUAAUGCUGCUCAUAAAGAAAUAACAAAAAUCUAAUACUACUGGAAAGUGUGACAAUGUGGCACAUGGGCUGAAAGUGGAUGCUGGUGCUUUGCAAAGCAAGUAGCAUGCACAAGGUCCUAGGGUAAGCAGUGCAGAGCUUGGAUUUCAACCUGUAGUAUACUGGAGAAAAGAUGUUGUGAACAUUGAAAGACAAAAGGCUAAAAUGAAUCCAGACCAUUCUUUAGAAUUUCCUUUGAAAAGUGAAAUGGAAGAUGCGUCAUCACACCCUUCCAUGAAUCAGGAAAACAGCAACAUGGCUGCUUUUAGUGAAACGAGUAAUGAUAACGUAUCGUCUCUAGAUCCACUGAUGGUCGUCAAAGCAGAGCUAGAGGUUUUCUGUGACUCUAAUGAAGAUGGUGAAUAUUCAUAUGAAAGGAAUUCAGUAGUGAAUGAAAAAGAUCCACUAACUUUGGAAAAUGAAGUAGAACAAGAAAGAAGGAAUAGUCAUAAUGGAGAGAAACCUCUCGGGUCCACUGACUGUGAGAAAGCAUCUAAGAAGAAAGUUAAUCUUACAAGAAAUAUCACGAGUCCUACCAAAGAGAAAACGUUCCUAUGCAAUGAAUGUGGGAAAACAUUCUCCAUGAAACAGCAUUUUACAGAUCAUAUGAGAAUUCAUACUGGAGAAAAGCCAUUCGUUUGCAAAGAAUGUGGGGAAUCUUUUUCCAGGAAAUCAAAUCUUUCAGUUCAUAUGAGAAUUCACACUGGAGAAAAGCCGUACGCAUGCAAGGAAUGUGGGAAAGCAUUUUCCCAGAAACCGGCUCUUACACGUCAUAUGAGAAGUCACAGUGGAGAGAAGCCAUUUGUGUGCAAGGAAUGUGGGAAAGCAUAUUUGGGGAAACAAGAUCUUACAUGUCAUAUGAGAAUUCAUACUGGUGAAAAGCCAUUCACGUGUAAGGAAUGUGGGAAAGCAUUUUCCUGGAAACUAAGUCUUACAGUUCAUAUGAGACGUCAUACUGGAGAGAAGCCGUUCACGUGUAAGGAAUGUGGGAAAGCAUUUUCCAAUAAACAAAAUCACAUAGAUCAUCUGAGAAUUCAUACUGGAGAAAAGCCAUUUGUAUGCAAGGAAUGUGGGGAAGCAUUUUCCUGGAAUCAAAGUCUUACAGUUCAUAUGAGACUUCAUACUGGAGAACAACCAUUCAUGUGCAAGGAAUGUGGGAAAGAAUUUUCUAGGAAAUCAAAUCUUACAGUUCAUAUGAAAAUCCAUACUGGAGAAAAACCAUUCAUAUGCCAGGAAUGUGGGAGAGCAUUUUCCAAAAAACCAGAUCUUACACGUCACAUGAAGAUUCACACUGGAGAGAGGCCAUUCGUAUGCACGGAGUGUGGGAAAGCAUUUUUCAGGAAACCAGAUCUUAAAGUUCAUAUGAGAAUGCAUAAUGGAGAGAAGCCAUUCGUAUGCACGGAAUGUGGGAAAGCAUUUGCUAGGAAACCAGAUCUUACAGUUCAUAUUAGAACUCAUACUGGAGAGAAGCCAUUCCUGUGCACGGAAUGUGGGAAAGCAUUUUUCAGGAAACCAGAUCUUAAAGUUCAUAUGAGAAUGCAUAAUGGAGAGAUGCCAUUUGUAUGUACGGAAUGUGGGAAAGUAUUUUCCAGGAAAACAGAUCUUAUAGUUCAUAUUAGAACUCAUACUGGAGAGAAGCCAUUCGUGUGCACGGAAUGUGGGAAAGCAUUUUCCAAGAAACCACGGCUUACUGAUCAUAUGAGAAUUCAUACUGGAGUUUAGCCAUUCAUGUGUACAGACUGUGGGAAAGCAUUUUCCAGGAAACAUAUUCUUACAGAUCAUGGAAGAUUCCACACUGGAGUGAAGCCAUAAAUGUGCAAGGAAUUGUGAAGCCUUUUUGGGCGCAUUACCAUUACAAGCGAAGAGAUAGAUAAGCCAUUCUGGAGAAAAACCUUUUUAUUUCAAGGAAAUAUAUGAAGAUUUUUUCCACUAAAUUUCCUUGUACAAGACACAAGAAUUCAUACUUGAAAGAAGCUAUUUGUGCAAGAAUGUGGGAGAGUAUAUUCCAGGAAACAUAAAACAUUCGGGAGAAUUCAUACUGGAAAGUAGCCAUUUUUAGUAAAGCCUCACUUAUCUGCUGUAAUAUAUCCAAGGCUCUUGUGGAGAUUGGAAAUUUGUGGAUAUGGAAUAAAAACUCCUCAUGGAUGUGAAAUGUCAAUUAUUUGGAAUUAAUCUUACUUUCUGUUGAGGUUUGUAGCAAUUGCACAAAUGUAAUUUGAAGAAUAAUCUCUGCAUUUGGAUUGCUCUCUCUCUCUCUCUCUCUCUCUCUCUCUCUCUCUCUCUCUCUCUCUCUCUCUCUCUCUCUCUCUCUCUCUCUCUCUCUCUCUCUCUCUCUCUCUCUCUCUCUCUCUCUUUUGCAGAUUUAUUUUUAAAUGUAAGUAUAGUAUUUAUUAAUUUUCAUUAUUUUCUGUUAUAUUUAAUUUUUUGAAGUUACAUUGGUCUACCUAUAGGAAUUAAAGGGCUCAUUGAUUUAUAAUUUAUUGAUCAUUUUAUACCUGUGCAUAUCCUAUUAUAAAUUUUAUUGUAAAACUUGUGAAAUUGUUGAAAGUAGUAACAGGUUUUGUUGCAUUUUUUUCCUUCAUGUUCUUGGAAAUUAGAAUGUCUGUGGUUCCUUUAAUUCUUUGCCAAUUUGGUAGAUGGUUCUCUCACUAAAUCCUUUUGCUUCUACUGUGUGUUUUGUAGCCCGUGCGUGAUGAGCUGAAGCUCCUUCUUGGGCUAUUUCCUUGGAGGAGUAUUUGUGGAAAUUAUAUGUAACUUCCUUUGUUUGAGGGCUGAUGCAUCAUUCUUGGGAGACAUUCCACUGUUUCUUGUGUUGACCUAGAGGUCCUUUAAUGGAAGGGGCUAAUCCAUGUUUAUUGAUCCAAAACUAUAAUUGUUUCUUGCUCACCAUCACUUUAAGGUAAAUGCAGAUAUGGCAGAAUGUCAGGAAAGCACUGUCAAUUUGUCUUAAUAUUUUCAUAUUGUUUCUAACAAUAUUUUUACCAAAAAGCUGCCAUCAAUUAUAAUAUGUUUCUUAAAUAAAUCCUGUUUUUAAAGAAUUGAAA
This is a messenger RNA of Macrobrachium nipponense, 3612 nucleotides long. RefSeq names its product gastrula zinc finger protein XlCGF57.1-like. The transcript has 2 exons. NCBI's taxonomy places the organism in Eukaryota, Metazoa, Arthropoda, Malacostraca, Decapoda, Palaemonidae. The coding region runs from base 734 to 2290 and encodes 518 amino acids. The record is from RefSeq and is a predicted model, not a curated record.